This is a messenger RNA of Chondrus crispus (carragheen), 2589 nucleotides long. RefSeq lists its product as hypothetical. Lineage: Eukaryota; Rhodophyta; Florideophyceae; Gigartinales; Gigartinaceae. Bases 1 to 2589 code for a protein of 862 amino acids. The transcript has a single exon. Gene Ontology annotation, molecular function: protein binding. The record is from RefSeq and is a predicted model, not a curated record. Gene Ontology annotation, cellular component: Ski complex.
AUGAGCCCGCGUCUCGUCGCUGCAUUCGCCUUCCGCGAGAUGCACGCCUUCCCGAAGAGCGGCGCCGCGCGAAGGGCGAGGUUUGUCAUGGCGGCGGAGCUCGCGCGCGUUGGGAAGGACGCCGCGGCGUGGGAGGCCGCGGGCUUGUCUGCCAUGAAGGCGGGCGCGGCACCGCCGCGCCCGGCGAGCUGUACGCAGGCGCUGGUCGUGGCUGCCAUGCGGCUGGCGAGGGGGGAGAACAAGCUCGCCGGAAUGGCGGCUCGUGCGGGGCGGAGCAUGGCGCAGGAGGAGGGGAGCAGAGACCGCUUGGCCGUGCUCUGCGGGUUGCUUGUGGCAGCUGCGCAGGCGGGGGAGAGGGAGUUUAAGGACGCCGUGGCGGAGUAUGGAAAGGCGCGCGCGUAUGCGAGGGACGUGGGCGAUGCGUGGAUUGAGAACGCCGCGGACCAGGGCAUGGUCCAGACGUGCGUCGCGGCGUAUGGGCGCAAGUCGAGGCAGACUUCCAUGGCUAUUGAGGAGGCUGCGGGCGCGGCGGAUAACUGCUACGGGCUGCUGGAAAGCACGUGGACGGAUGCGCUUGUCGGGGACGACGUCGAUAUGGAGACGAUGGAGGCCCUGGCAGAUCGGGCGGUGGUGGAAGUACAGGGCAUUCGUGAGGAGGAUAGUGAGCUUGGAUGGCAUGCGCGAGCGCUAGGGGAUUCCUUUGUUAUGCCAAAGGCAAUGCUUGCGGCGAUUGCCAAGUCUAGGCAUGGGCAAAUGUUGAUGGCACAGAAGCAGCCUACCCUUGAGUGUGUCAAGCAGGCGCAGGGCUGUCAGAUGGAGGCCGCGACUUUGCACAAGGGUCUUCCAAACCCUUUCGCGCACCUGGGGUGGAUUUUUGAGAAGCGCCAUGAACUUCUCCACGACGACAGGUCCCUCCUCCGUGCGAUGCGCUGCUACGAAAAGGCUGUCGGGAUGGACGCGGCUCACCCGCUGGCGGCGAGGUCUUUGGCGCGGUUGCUGAAGGACUCAGGCAAUGAGAGUGAGGCCGUCUUGGUUGCCCGUGAGGCUGUCGGCCGAAACCCAAAGGCGCGGUGGGCCCACAACCUCAUCGGGUGGUCGCGGAUAAGGAAAAUUCGCUACAACGAAGCUUGCAUAUCGUUUCGCAAUGCACUCAAGGGAAAGCCUCAGCUGUCCAGUCGGGCAAGGGAGGUGCUCUACGGAACGACUGUGGGGCAAACUGUCGGGGACAAUGACUUACUCAUUGACGUUGAUUCUUGGCGCGGGCUCAGCGUGGCAUACAUGCGACAGGGUAUGUUUGGACCAGCUAUUGCGUGCCUGGAAGAUGCUCUGCAACUCGCCAAGAAUCCUCCCUAUUUUGUCACAGUUACGGUCGGGAACUUUGGACAGCUUCGGGAAUCACUUGCUCUGCUGUUGGAGUCUGAAAAGUCUGUCCUAAUGCAACUAGAUGGACAAUCUGCAGACGCUAGAAACAGUAUGGAGUCUAUUCUGCAAGACUCUCGCGCCCCUGGGACUAUCAAGAGAUACUUGAGUGAAGCGUUAGUUUACAUAGCUGCCAAAGACUGGGUUUCAGGCUGCUACAGCAGGGCAACAAAAGGCAGGAUAUGUGCCGCUCAGCUCCUUGAGCAAACACUCGUAGAUCACAAGCAGGACAUGCCCUCCCUGAACCCGUCAAGUCUAUGGAAAGAGCUGGGCGAUACACUUGUGGAGGUCGGGACGUCGCACCCAAAAUUUAUGCAGGAACUAAUAGGAGCGGCUGAGAUAAGCACUGCACUUUCGCAGGCCGAAGUCGCGUACAUGAGGGCCUUGCACUAUUCACCCUGGGAGAAGCAAAAGCGGGUACAAGAUGCGAUUGCUGCUAUGCUGCGUUCUGCAGUUGUGAAAAAUGACACGGCUUACGAAUCAAAAGCAGUGGACCUGUUGAGCCAAAGCCAACUCGAUCCGUCUGUUAUGGCCUUACUGGUCUUGGACUGUGCAGCGAUUCAAGAGAAGGAGAGUGUGCAGCGAGCCGCAUUGGAGAUAGCGCUCCGAGUUGCAAAGUCUGUCGUAUCAACAAAGCAUCUCAUUGCCCUCGAGGCGUCUGUCGCUACUGUGGCGGCGCAACUUGGUGAUAUUGCUGUUGGGGCUUGGACCUCUGUAUCGGCUGUGAGCCGUGAUCCAUCUAAUUGGUGGGGAUGGUUCGCAGUGGGAGUCAUUCGCGAGGCAGAUGCGCGUAUCAACGGUUGGCCAUUGGCCAUGAUACAGUCAAGUGAAGGUGCGUAUCGGGAAGCCGACAAGUUGGGCGGGGGCCCAUGCGCAGUCCGUGGAUUGCUGCGCUGUCUGAUUAAGAAGUUGGAGAAGAGAAAGGAUAUCGAUUGGAAUGCAGAAGAUUCCUACGCGGAAGCUUGCUUUUGCAUCUCAACCGCCGCCCGGGUUGGCGUGUCAGAACCAAGCGCGUGCAGAGAAGUGAUCGACGAGUUCCGGAUGUCCAAGGAGAAUGAGGCGAAAGCACAAGGCCAACAGAUUGCUGAAUCCCAAAUCGCAUCCGAGGCCUAUAGACAUGUACAUUUAUAUCCGUUCCUUCCAACUGCCCUGGGCGUAGCAUUGCCAUAA